Messenger RNA from Talaromyces atroroseus, 1638 nucleotides. RefSeq names its product putative rhomboid protein. NCBI's taxonomy places the organism in Eukaryota, Fungi, Ascomycota, Eurotiomycetes, Eurotiales, Trichocomaceae. Gene Ontology annotation, cellular component: membrane. Gene Ontology annotation, molecular function: serine-type endopeptidase activity; transmembrane transporter activity. Bases 1 to 1638 code for a protein of 545 amino acids. The transcript is spliced from 2 exons. Gene Ontology annotation, biological process: proteolysis; transmembrane transport. The record is from RefSeq and is a predicted model, not a curated record.
AUGACGGCCAACGAUUACUACAACGGCUUUCGACCACAGACUACCCACAGUCAACCCCCUUCCUACCAUGACAGCGACUACUACCAUCAAGCGCCAGAGAAUUCACCGCAACUACAUCCCUUUUCCUCCGCCGCGCAGCAAAGCCCCUAUAGUCCACAAUACGAGGACUACAGUCACCAACCUCAAUAUAGUCAGAAUUCCUUGGCCGACGAUAAUGGGUUUGUGGGCGGCAGAAAUCAUCCAGCUGACCAGUACGGAGAAGACAUUCCAUUAAAACCAAAUGCCCAAGCGGCUCAAGCCCGAGAUUCCCGCUGGGUGAACGAGAAUACCCAUUAUGAUGCAGGGAUGCCAAUGGAUCCGGUGAUGGGCUCAAGACGAAAACGACGACGCCCUAAAAAGCAAGGUUAUUUCGGCACCAAGAUACCAUGGGUGACAUGGUUGUUAACCGCUGUUGACAUCGGUGUCUUUAUUGGAGAGUUAAUAUACAGUGGUAGGCUUAUAGCGGUACCAACAGCCCUUGAGUGUAUCCGACUAAUUGGUUUCUCUGAAGCACAACUCACAGGAAGUCCCAUUGAAAUCCAUCCGAGCUUCAACCCCAUGGUCGGACCUUCUGCUUAUGUGCAGAUCAAUAUGGGUUCCCGGUUUGUCUCGUGCAUGAAGAAUAUUCCUGGGGUCCAGGAUGCAAAUACAACGAUCAAUUGGCCGUGUCCCAACACGACCACAUCGGAUUCCAGCGCUUCCAGCAACCACUGCACUCUGUCUGAACUAUGCGGUUUUGGCGGUGUGCCUAAUCCCAAGCCACACGGCUCGUUGAGUGAUCAACCAGAGCCGGACCAGUGGUUUCGCUUCAUAAUACCAAUGUUUUUGCACGCUGGAAUCAUUCACAUCGGUUUCAACAUGCUGAUGCAGAUGACCGUCGGAGCCGAAAUGGAGAGAAUGAUUGGAUGGUGGCGUUAUGCAUUGGUCUACUUCGCAAGCGGGAUUUUUGGAUUCGUAAUGGGUGGAAACUAUGCCGCGCAGGGCAUCUCAUCGACUGGUGCUUCAGGGAGUUUGUUUGGAUUAGUCGCGCUGAACCUUCUCGAUCUGCUCUAUACUUGGAGAGAGCGUCGGAGUCCUUGGGUUGACUUGAUCUUCCUUGUAAUUGAAAUUGCCGUAUCUUUCGUGUUGGGACUUCUGCCGGGUCUCGACAAUUUCUCGCACAUUGGUGGCUUCAUUAUGGGCCUGGCCAUGGGUCUCUGUAUGAUGCGGUCCCCAAAUUACAUUCGCGAACGAAUUGGUCUACAGCGCAGGCCGUACGUGGUUAUGAGCGGCGGUGCCGGACCUUCUCCUGAAGAUAAUGGUAACCAAGACGGCAUCAACAAUGUUAACAAUACUCUUGAUGACAAUAGCAAACCACGCCGCUCAAAAUCAGCCCGUCGUGUUCUGAAUUUCUUUCAAGGAAGGAAGCCACUUUGGUGGGCCUGGUGGCUAGUUCGAGCUGGAGCCCUCGUGGCAGUUAUCAUUGGAUUUAUCCUGCUGUUGACAGAUUUCUACAAAUAUCCAAAGUCGAAUUGCUCGUGGUGCUACCGACUAAGUUGCUUGCCCAUCAAGAAUUGGUGCAGCGUCGGCAACCUGGACUUGACUGAAACUUCAUCUUGA